This is a messenger RNA of Ostreococcus lucimarinus CCE9901, 1089 nucleotides long. RefSeq lists its product with no specific name. Bases 1 to 1089 code for a protein of 362 amino acids. The record is from RefSeq and is a predicted model, not a curated record. Lineage: Eukaryota; Viridiplantae; Chlorophyta; Mamiellophyceae; Mamiellales; Bathycoccaceae. The transcript has a single exon.
AUGACGGCGCGCGACGGCGGCGUGGAGGCGGAAAAUGUCGCGCGAGUACGCGAAUCGUCACAGUCGGCAGAGGGCGCGUCGACGGCGAACGGGGCGCGCGCGCGCCUGGGACUGGGCGCGGCCAAGGCGUGGCUCGCGGGGAAGGCGUCGCGAGCGAAGAUCGCGGUUCGGGCGAAGACGAAGGCUGUGGUGCGGAGGGUGAAGCUGGAGCUGCGCGAGCAGUUCCCGCCGCCAGACGUGUGGUUCGAGCACAUGGAACGUUUGGAAGAAGUCGCGGCUUUCGAGGCGGCGGAGCGCGAGCGCGCGACGGCAGUCGUGGAGUCAUCGAGUGAUGGUGUCGGCGCGGCGACUUCGACGCCGGAAGACGUCGGCGAACCGGAGGCUUCAGUCGCUUCGGUCGCGGGGAGCGAAGACGUAAUCGACGCGAGCGCCGACGUCGAAGAGCUAAAUUUAGAUUUCGAGCGGUGCGCGUUGUCGCCGUGCGAGGCUUCGACGUCGUACGAUGAAAAUGAUUACGUGUUUGAUGAAGAGGACGGUGACGACCACGGGACGGACGAGCAUCGCGUCGUGGUCGUCCCGAGAGCGCUCGCCCUCGACGGCGCGUUGCCUCAGUCAAACACCGUGAGUUUCGUACCACCUCCCAAGGCGUUGAAGUUGACCGGUAAAGUCAUCGAUUCUUCAAAAGCGAACACGUUUUGGGCGGGCGCUCGAAGUCGGACCGGGUUCGACUUCUCGCGAGACGCGCCCGUCGUCCGCGUUACGCCGAGUUCGCCGGCGUCUCCGGAGUGCCCGAUUCCGAGUCCACCGCACGCGGAGAAAACCGCACACGCGGAAACGCCGCCGUGGUAUCUCAAGAGACUCGAUCGCGAGAGCCGCGAGCUCGCGAAGACGGCUCGAACGCUCAUCGAUUGGACGACGGACUUAUUCGACGUUUCCGCGCCGGACGCCGAUGCGCCGACGACCGAGAGCCACCUCGACGCAGACGUCACCGUGAACAGCAAAACCAAAAUGGAAAACGUUUGGAUAAACGUCGGCGAGUGCGACCUCGUCAUCGCCGUGCCGUCCUCGAAUUGCGAAAAGUGCGAGUAG